GGCGGAGUGCUGGGGUUUGGCCCACACCCGGGGCCGGGUCUGGGCCAGUAGGCAGACGGGACCCAGCAGCGGAAAGUGCCAGUGAGCUGUGGCGUCAUCCCUAGCCGCGGAUCCGUAGCAGUGCCAGAGUUACUGGUACUGUGCUCCCUCACCUGCCUCGCUCCGCGUUCUCCUCAGGCCCGGCCAUGGAGCACCAGGUCCUACGGCUUCGCCAGGCUUUCCGGUCCGGCCGAACGCGGCCGCUGCGCUUCCGAUUGCAGCAGCUCGAGGCCCUCCGGAGGAUGUUGCAAGAGCGCGAGAAGGACAUCUUAGCAGCCAUCGCGGCAGACCUGAGCAAAAGUGAGCUCAAUGCAUACAGUCAUGAAGUCAUCACCAUCCUUGGAGAGAUUGAUUACAUGUUGGGGAAUCUUCCUGAAUUGGUUUCUGCUCGACCGGCUAAGAAGAACCUGCUUACCAUGAUGGACGAGGCCUAUGUUCAGCCAGAGCCUCUGGGAGUUGUACUGAUUAUUGGAGCUUGGAACUACCCUUUCGUUCUUACCAUGCAACCACUGGUGGGAGCCAUUGCUGCAGGAAAUGCUGCCAUUGUUAAGCCCUCGGAACUCAGUGAGAACACGGCCAAGAUCUUGGCUGACCUCCUCCCUCAGUAUUUAGACCAGGACCUGUACGCGAUUGUUAAUGGCGGCGUCCCUGAAACCACGGAGCUUCUGAAGCAGCGGUUUGAUCACAUUCUCUAUACAGGGAACACUGCAGUUGGAAAAAUUGUCAUGGAAGCUGCUGCCAAGCAUCUGACCCCUGUGACCCUGGAACUCGGGGGGAAAAGCCCGUGUUACAUUGACAGGGACUGUGACCUGGACGUGGCUUGCAGACGCAUAGCCUGGGGAAAGUACAUGAACUGUGGGCAGACCUGCAUUGCUCCUGACUAUAUCCUGUGCGAAGCCUCCCUCCAGAAUCAAAUCGUACAGAAGAUUAAGGAAACGGUGAAGGACUUUUAUGGGGAAAACAUAAAGGCUUCUCCAGAUUAUGAAAGGAUCAUCAAUCUUCGUCACUUUAAGAGGUUACAAAGUUUGCUUAAAGGACAGAAAAUAGCUUUCGGUGGAGAGACGGAUGAGGCCACACGCUACAUAGCCCCAACCAUACUUACUGAUGUUGAUCCGAGCUCCAAGGUGAUGCAAGAAGAAAUUUUUGGACCAAUUCUUCCAAUAGUGUCUGUGAAAAAUGUAGAUGAAGCCAUAAAUUUCAUAAAUGACCGUGAAAAGCCCCUGGCUCUCUACGUAUUUUCUCGUAACAAUAAGCUCAUCAAACGGGUGAUUGCCGAGACAUCCAGUGGUGGAGUCACCGGCAAUGAUGUCAUCAUGCACUUCACUGUUAAUUCUCUGCCCUUCGGAGGUGUGGGUGCCAGUGGAAUGGGGGCGUAUCAUGGAAAAUACACUUUUGAUACCUUUUCUCAUCAGCGCCCCUGCUUGUUAAAAGGGCUAAAGGGGGAGAGUGUCAACAAGAUCAGGUACCCGCCCAACAGCGAGUCCAAGGUCAGCUGGACCAAGUUCUUCCUGCUGAAGCAGUUCAACAAAGGAAGGCUGGGGAUGCUGUUGCUUGUGUGCCUGGUCGCUGUCGCUGCUGUGAUUGUCAAGAAAUAUCAAGCUCUGCCGAGGGGAAAAGCCCUGUUGGCUUCUCUGAUAGUUCAUAGCCGGCGCUGGUCCAGUAAGCACUGACGGUCAGGCCCCAGCUGUCUGUUGAGAGUGAGGAUCAGCUGUAAUGACUUCCUCGUUGCCUCUACUGAAGUAUCCCUCUACUAAAUGGUUAACAAACCAAUACUUUUAAAAUUGUACCCAAACCAGGAAAUUCACAGAUGUACUGCAAUCAAACCUAAGCUGUUGCCACAAACCACUAAUGAAACUCAAUGUUUGAGCCAGAUCUCUGCAUUUGUCCACAGUGCAGGUGCUGAGAGGAUGUAGCCUGGGCUGGGGCGAGAACAUGUCACGCUAGAUCCCAGUCCAUGCGGAUAUGUCAGGGAGACUCCAUAACUGCUCCCUGGCCAUUUUUCUCCAGCCCAGGCUUUCCAGUCGUCCUCUGUUGUCUUGAGAGCUGAGGCUAGGUCCUCCCAGCUACUGUUAGGCAUUGAGGUACUAAAACUGCAGGUGGGUAUGUCCACCUCAUCCAUUGUGGCUUGAGACCGGCCUUCAGGAGUCCGCUCUCCAUUUAAACAUUUUCUUAUUCAUAGUGCACCACCCAAAGUCUGUGUGUUUGUGACAGUCUGUCGGGACUGUCCCAGUGCCUUUGUGAUGACCUAAUCUGCACUGAGCCUCUUGCCAAGAAGCAGUGUUUUCUUUGUGAAGGCCACCCAGGGCAUCGUGCAGUCACAGCUGUUCCUGAGUCUGAGGCCAGAAGAUUCCCAAGCCCAGGACUUUGAGGCCAGCCUAGGCAACAUGAUGGGGACCCUCCCCAUUCUUCAUAAAAAUCCCCUCAAGGCCCUCAAGUUGAAUGUUAUGUAGAUCUUCAAGGAUAAGCCUUCUGCUUAUUUUCAUAGCACAAUGCAAGGAAAUUUUACUUUUUAAAUCUUAGAUUCCUACAGAUCUAUAAAGCAUGGAGCCUUUCCUGUAGUGAAAGGGGGGGUUAUUAGACCCGAAGACUUCAGAACUAACAGGACAGGGAUUGCUGGAGAAGACUGUGAACUGACGGGGCACACUGAAGGGAUGGGAUGGUCAGAAGCGCUCUGGAGCAAGCGGGGCAUCAUUCUCCCUCAGAUCCUAGUGUGGCCAAGCAGGGGUAUGGCGGAGAGAUCUGUGUGGCUCUGGCUUCCUGCUGCUGGGGCCUGGCUGGACCCAAAGCUCCAAGCCUCCCUGCCUUCCUGGGGUCCAAAUUAAGACGUGGCCCACUCACUGAGAAUGUAACUUGCUUAUUGAAUGUACAACCGUGUUUGCCCAGUAACCUGUCCCACCAUUGAGGCUAUCUGAAGUGUAUUGUAUGAAGGAAGUAUCAAGGACAAAUCAUUGGCCCGUUUAGCAAAUAGUUGCUUAAAGCAGUUAUCAUAGACUAAUCAUAAAAUAUUUUGCACAAAAUUUCAAUGUUGAAUUUGCACUUACUAUUGUUAUAUUAAAUUAUAAAUCACAGCUUCUAGUUAGGCCAAAAUACUUACUCUACUGAUCUUCAGAAUAAAUGU
This is a messenger RNA of Mus pahari (shrew mouse), 3157 nucleotides long. Its product is annotated as fatty aldehyde dehydrogenase. The record is from RefSeq and is a predicted model, not a curated record. Gene Ontology annotation, cellular component: cytoplasm. Gene Ontology annotation, molecular function: aldehyde dehydrogenase (NAD+) activity. Gene Ontology annotation, biological process: aldehyde metabolic process. The coding region runs from base 186 to 1709 and encodes 507 amino acids. NCBI's taxonomy places the organism in Eukaryota, Metazoa, Chordata, Mammalia, Rodentia, Muridae. The transcript has 11 exons.